AUGUUUGUCUUUAAAAUUUGGCCUCGAUCCCCUCCUUGUUUUCUACAGAUAUUCAUUCAUUCGUCUCAUCUGUUGUAUUUGGUUAGCGUAAACCUUCCCUCUUUGUUUAUUUCGUUUUUGCUUUCUUUUAUUUUAUUUCUGUCUUCAUGUCUUUCUUUCUUUCUACUGAAGAAACUAAUUUUCCUGUUCAAUGACUUGCACUUUUUUUUUUACUUCAAUGGUUUUCUUUUUUUAUUGAUAUUUCUUUUCUGUUUUUCUGUAACUUUCAAUAUUUCCCUUUUGAGAGUUCUUCAUUUCAUUCAUUUCCGUCUUUCCUCUCGACCUUAUCAUUUAUCAGCACUUUUACUUAAGCCCACUUCUCAUUCUUUUUUUCAUUUUUUUUUAUAUUUUACCCACUCUCAUUUCUUUAACUUUUCAAUUUUUCUUCUCUUUUUCCCACAGAUUUCUUUCUUUUUUUCCAUUUUACUUUUGUACUUUUUUCUUUAUUUUCUUUUAUUUUCUUUCCGUUAUUCCUUCCUUUCCUUCCUUCCUUUUCUUCCUUUCUUCUUUUCCUUCAUUCCUUCCUUCUUUCCUCUCCUUCCUUCCUUCCUUCCUCUCGCUGUAUUUUCUGUUAUUGCCUUGAUUUUUAUUCUUUCUUUUCAAAAUUUUUUUUUCUUUUUUUUUUCUUUUGGUUUGUUUCUUUUUGUUCCCUUUUUUCCAUUUUUGUUUUUUCGAAUAUUUUUUAUCGAAAUAUUUCCUUUAUUUGUGUACUUUAAUAAAAAAAUCUUUCUUUCUAUUUUCUUUCUUUCUUUCUAA
This is a messenger RNA of Acanthosepion pharaonis, 795 nucleotides long. The record is from the annotation of a GenBank genome assembly. Lineage: Eukaryota; Metazoa; Mollusca; Cephalopoda; Sepiida; Sepiidae.